This is a messenger RNA of Phalaenopsis equestris, 1493 nucleotides long. Its product is annotated as heat stress transcription factor B-1-like. Gene Ontology annotation, cellular component: nucleus. Gene Ontology annotation, molecular function: RNA polymerase II cis-regulatory region sequence-specific DNA binding; DNA-binding transcription factor activity. The transcript has 2 exons. Gene Ontology annotation, biological process: regulation of transcription by RNA polymerase II. The record is from RefSeq and is a predicted model, not a curated record. NCBI's taxonomy places the organism in Eukaryota, Viridiplantae, Streptophyta, Magnoliopsida, Asparagales, Orchidaceae. Bases 621 to 1448 code for a protein of 275 amino acids.
UGCGAUAGUGACGCGCACUUAGGGGAAACCAAGUAGGUGGAAGACGGUGACCAGGUUUGCCUUCUUCCAUUCGCGGUGGCUUUUGAAUCCGAGCACGAUGGCGACCAAAAGGCAGCGACAAAAGAGCGCAAUUUGGGAAUGAAUGGAGCGCCUAGAUGCAUGCCACGUCGGCUUUUGCUUGGUUCCUUAGAUCUCCCACCGCCAGCCCCUCGAGGAAGCUUCUCAAUCAAAGAACUCUUCGCCAGCUCUAGAAGAUAGCGGAGAAGACAAAAAAAGCAAUUAAGAAAACGACUCGUCUUCUUCUCUUAAUCUCUACACAUUUCCCACAUCUCCCCACAACUUGAAUAAAUCUAGACUGCCACAGAUAUCCAUCUCCUUGCCGGCCUCCGAUGAAUUUUUAUCAAAGUUAAUCAACUGCAGCUGAUGGAAGAGGGGAGGUUCGGCGGUGGAGUGUUAGACGUGAAGCUUUGGUCUGGGUGUUGCCAUUGGAUUCUUAUGAUCUUGUUCGGCUUUUACUGCUGGAGCUGGGAGUUUUUGACUGCUCUGCUUGUAUUCUCGUGCCUUUGAUAAGUAAAAAAGUGAUUUUUAUUGUUUUUCGGUGGGUUUUGGUGGUGGUUUGAAUGGUGAUGGUGUCGAAAGGGAAGCAGAAGGAAGGUGGGGGAAGGAGCGCGGGUUCGCCGGCGCCGUUUCUGAUGAAGACGUAUCAGAUGGUGGAUGAUGGAGAGACGGAGGAGGUUAUAUCGUGGGGUGAAAAAGGGAACUCUUUUGUUGUGUGGAAGCCGGUCGAGUUUGCAAGAGAUCUGCUUCCAGUUCACUUCAAGCAUAACAAUUUCUCCUCUUUCGUUCGUCAGCUUAACACAUAUGGUUUCCGCAAGGUGGUGGCGGACCGAUGGGAGUUCGCCAACGAAAACUUCCGGCGAGGAGAGCAAACGCUCCUCUCCUUCAUCCGGCGUCGAAAAACCUCAUCCCUCAGACACCCGCUUCCAUCUUCUACAUCCGGUCAGUUCUCCGCCGAGAUCCAGCACGUCUCUUCCUCCACCUCCUCGUCCUCGACGCCGCCACCGCCGCCUCUACACCUUCUGAACCUCUCCAGCGAAAACGAGAAGCUUCGGAAACAGAACAAAAUCCUGAACUCAGAGCUUGGGCGGGCCAAGCGGCAUUGCGACGAGCUCCUGUGCUUUCUGUCCAAGUACGUCGAUGUCGCCCAGCUAGACCUUGGGCUUCUAAUGAAUAGGGCUAUUGACGCUGAGGCAGGGGAAGAAGUAGUGAGCGAAGAAGAGGAAGAAGUUGAAGGGAAAAAAGAAGCAUCUUUGAAGCUAUUUGGCGUUCUUCUCGAGGUUAAUGAUAGUUGUGGUAAGGUUCAGAGAUCUAGAAAGAGGCGACGUUGCGAAGUCACCGGCGGAAGGAUUCCGGUGGGCAGAGGUAGCGACUUGAGCCACUUAAGCUAGUCUUAAUAUGGGAAAUUUUUGUAUCAGAACCUCCUCGCAGAUAUA